UAUUUGAAGCAACUUAUUCAAAUCGUAGUUCCAUUAGUAAUAAUUAUAUAAAGAGUAUCUCGAAAUUUGUGAACAAAAUAAUAGAAUAUAACAGAAAAGGCAAUAAAUGGAUUCCGAUUACCACUGGCUCAUAACCAUUGGACUCGUGACGUCAUCCGUCAUCGCUGUCACAGCCAACUUUUUUUUGUUGUUCGUUUUUUGUAGACGAAGAGGACUUCGAACGGUUCCUAAUAGAUUCAUCAUCAAUCUCUUAGUCACCAACCUUCUGUCCAGUAUUCUACUGAUUCCCCUGCUACUGGUUGACGCAGACAGCUACUCUUCCAUUCAACCAUCACCAGUCAACCAAACAAUUCGUCGCAUCGAUAUCCUUAUUGACACCGAAGAGAUCAGAAGCGAUCCCACAUCAGACACCAUAGAAAUCAUCAGCUCUGCUGAUAUAAUCUCAGAGAAGGAACCGAGUAUAUCAAUUAUCAAUGGAACGACUGCCUUAUGUUACUUGGCUCAGAGCACCACGAGCUUUAUAUGUACUGCCUCGAUAUUCAGUAUACUCUUAAUAGGAAUUAACCAGUAUUUCGGCGUGAUACAUUCGUUGCGGUACCAUUUCUACAUCAACAGAUGUCGCUCUAGUAUAUUUAUUGGAAUCAGUUGGUUCGUCGCGCUUUUUUGCGCUAUACUCAGCUCUCUAACUUACAGCGACAGUAGUGUGUGGCAUUUUUGCCAAAACAGACCUCCACCCAGUGAGAGUGUGAAAAUCUUGAACACUUUAUACGCUUUCAGCUACUUUUUCCUUGUGAUAUUGGCUCCGUUUGUAGCGAUCUGUAUCAUCUACGUGUGUAUCUACACAGCUGCUCAUCAGAACAGCGAACGAAUGCGAAGAUCAGCUUCGGCACCGUUGAAUCCAAAUAUAGAUUGCACUCAGAUCGCUUCUCCUGUAAAUUCUAGUCAAGAUAAAUGUAAGGAGGUUCUUCCAAAGGUACAUUCCGCUCCGGAAUUUUCCAGUUUGGGACAAGAAAAGUCCUUCGUUAUCGGUGACGAUAAGAACAGGAAAGUCAGUAGGACACCCAGUGACCGGAGCUCCCAUAGCUUCAUCAGUAAUUUGAAGCAUAAAAUAUCCAAUGCUUCCGUUUUCAAGUACCGCGAGGAAACUCGAGCUGCUAAAAUUAGCAUUAUAGUAAUAUUUCUUGUAUUAGUGUGUUAUUUACCCUACGGUAUAACUUUAGUUUUGUGUAGUAAGUGUAUAGAAGUGAAUACUAGCCAAAUUUUCAACUAUUUGUCUUUAAUACUACUGGUAUUCUCCAAUAUCAUCUCCCCUUUUUUGUUUGGAUACAGAAAUAAGAGAGUAAAAAGGGAGAUUUGUAAAAUGUUCAACUUAUCGAACCAUUCUCAAAACCUUGAUAUCAUCGAUAGACCUAGGAAACAUUCUGGCAUUAAAAAUGCUAGCUUCGAAUGUUUAGAGCAAAACCUGGAUGAUCCAAAAUCUAAUUUUUUGCAAACUAGGGUGAUUCCAGAGGUAGUAGUAACGUGUAAAAAUGAAAACGAGAGAAAAAGCAUUUUGAAGAGGGUGUGCAACUCUUCAAAUUGGGCGAACUAUAAAAAGUGCAAUUUCAUUACUGUGCCAGAUAGUUGUAUUAGCGGCGAAGCCAGGGGAUCAUUCUCUAGCGCUAGCACGCAAAUGUCCACAGAAGAUUAGUGUAAGGCUGACGUCAGUGGCGUACUAUUUCUUAAGGGGUAAUAAUUUUUCAAUUAACAGGCGAUAAUAAUUUCAAAAUUAAAAAGAAUUCUUUAAGCUUUAGUUUAGAAUGACGAACUCUGGGAAUUCCUAAGGAAUGGAUCAUAUUUUAUCUGUAGCUUCUGAAAUGUAAAAUAUUGUUUUUUGCUACUGGGAGUUCAAUAUUAUGACGUAUUCUGUUGAACCAACAUAGCUUAUGUAGAAUUUGCGAUAUGCCAAAAAUUAUAGCUCGAUUUUUUCACGUCAAAAAACCUAAUUGUAUGUUUAUGUGUGAAAAAAUUGAAUUUAUAUCAUAACUGAAUAAUUUUAACACCAUGUAUCUCAGUAAGAAUUAAUCUUUUCUUAUCUACAGUUAUUGAGAAAUAAAUUAAUAUUGCCUGCUAUUGAAUCUACAGGUAAAAUAUUAUCCAUUCCUUAUGAAUUACCUUUUAUACUUGUAUAUAAGAUCUAAAUUUAAAUACACGAAAAUUCAUGAUGUAAAUAUUUCGUAAAAAUGAAUAUUUUUAAUGUCAGUUUUAAUUUGCAAAGUACAUUGCUGUUGUUGAAAGAGUCUUCACAAAUACAAUAUUCGAUAUAUUUUGAUUCUAUUUUUUUUAUGUAUUUUAAGACCUAAGCAAAGUAUUUACUUACAUUGAAUACAUAUUCAA
Messenger RNA from Psylliodes chrysocephalus, 2376 nucleotides. NCBI's taxonomy places the organism in Eukaryota, Metazoa, Arthropoda, Insecta, Coleoptera, Chrysomelidae. The record is from the annotation of a GenBank genome assembly.